AUGGUGGUGAAUAGACGCGUCGCACAGGCUGCCUUGCUCGUCGGCUUCGAUGGCGUUGCGAGAAGAGGCCAGGUAAAGGUGUUGGAACCACUUCGGGAGCUACGCAACCGUCGAGUGCAACCACGGAAUCGCGCACUUGAGAUUGGCGCCGCGCUUCGGAGGGGAUUUGUCUUGGUUCACGUGCUGCUACACCUUCACAUCGACUUGGGUGUGUCGGAGCCAACAAUGCAGGGCGAGAGGAAGGAGAAUUGCUGA
Alternaria burnsii is the source of this 255-nucleotide messenger RNA. RefSeq lists its product as uncharacterized. The transcript has a single exon. The coding region runs from base 1 to 255 and encodes 84 amino acids. NCBI's taxonomy places the organism in Eukaryota, Fungi, Ascomycota, Dothideomycetes, Pleosporales, Pleosporaceae. The record is from RefSeq and is a predicted model, not a curated record.